Heteronotia binoei (common prickly gecko) is the source of this 1603-nucleotide messenger RNA. RefSeq names its product cardiotrophin 1 (gene CTF1). NCBI's taxonomy places the organism in Eukaryota, Metazoa, Chordata, Lepidosauria, Squamata, Gekkonidae. The transcript is spliced from 3 exons. The record is from RefSeq and is a predicted model, not a curated record. Bases 9 to 602 code for a protein of 197 amino acids. Gene Ontology annotation, molecular function: cytokine activity. Gene Ontology annotation, biological process: immune response. Gene Ontology annotation, cellular component: extracellular region.
CUUGCAGGAUGGAAGUGCUGCCAGUAGAUUUGCCGAAGCUGCUCUCCUCCUCCUCGCAUUCCCAGCAAGAAAUAGCCAGCAGGAUCAGCCAAGCGCAUCAUUUGAGCGUCUCCAUGAAACGUGGCUCGGAACAGCUGCUUGCCAAAUACGUGCAUUUCCAAGGGAGACCCUUCGGGGAUGCUGACUUCAACCCACCCUACCCUGCUUUCCCAGGGCUGCCAUCACCCUCCCUUCCUCAUGAGACCUGGAAGGACCUAAGCGACGCUGAGCGGCUGCAGCAGAAUGUCACGGCCUUUUCCAACUUGCCGGAGUUCCUGUCGGCUGUGAAGCGCCAACAGGAGUCGGUGAACCCUCACGCCUCAGAGCUACAUCGCCAGCUGGAGACGGCAGGCCUGAAGUGCCGGGGUCUGGCCAGCAAUCUGAAAUCCGUCAUGACCGCCAUGGGCCUGGCACCAGCGCCGGCACCACCAGCUGAACCCCCAAACCCAGUUGACAUCUUCCCCAAGAAACUCAUUGGCUACUAUGUUUGCCAGCUCUAUCGGGAUUGGGCUAACCGCAGUGAAGAUGACUUGGCUUUACUAGCUACCAAAUAUCCACUCUGAACUUGCUCCUUCACUCUUGACUUAAGCCUGCCUGUAGCCAGUAGGGAGGGGUUGCAUAGUGUUCCCCCCACCCCCCACUCCACGUUGACUGUCCUCUAUGUGUGGAAAGGAGGGUGGGUGCCACCUUACUUCAAUGAACUCACUGAUGGGCUGGAAGAAUGAAAUGGCCCAUUUCCUGGAGUGGAAAAGAAACAAAUUCAUGGGAGAAAGCUUUCCUAAAAUGCUGAAAUAUCCAUCUUUGCCUCCUGUUGUCUCUCUCUCUUUCGCCUCCUCCCCAUUUUAUUGCUUGUUACAUAAGCCAGCUAAUUUUUGAGGAGGGCUCAACAAUUUUGGUGCUUACAGUUGUGGGUUGGGAAAAGCGGGCUGAUGGCAGCCAUUUUGAGAGGCGCAUCCACUAGUGUCUUAGAGCUGCCUGCUCUGGGUUGGGAAAUACCUGGAGAUUUUGGGGGUGGAGCCUGGAGUGGGCAGGGUUUGGUGAGGGGAGGAGCCUCAGCAGGGUGUAAUGCCAUAGAGCCUACCCUCCAAAGCAGCCAUUUUCUCCAGGGGAAAUGAUCUUCGUCAAAUGGAGAUCCAUUGUAAUAGCAGGAGGCCAGCCCUGCCACUAGGUAAACAGUGAUUCCCUAGGGCACCGGCCUUCCGGGGGCACUGAAUUGGACACCCCCAUGUGAUUCAGUGACAUUAUCAGUGCAGGGGGCGAAGCUGCCAGAAGUUAGCCUUGCCUAAGGUGCCAGACAGUCUAAGGCUGGCCCUGUCGCCAGGUGCCACUUGAAGGUUGGCAACCCUGUCUAGUGGCCACAGAUGUGCCAGAAGGUGAACAGAGGAGCAUAUCCUGCCUUAAGGCUGGCGUGAUAAAGGAAGUAGAACCAGUUUGAUUUGUAAAAGUGGAAGGCAGAUGUCCAGUUUUUCAACCAGCUGGAACUAUUCAAAUAACUUUUUGUUCUCUGAAGCAAAGAGGAUUUUCCCUUCCCCUGUGACCAAGACAUAGCCCCUCAGUUCCUCUU